Messenger RNA from Plasmodium vivax (malaria parasite P. vivax), 1827 nucleotides. RefSeq lists its product as hypothetical. The transcript has a single exon. Lineage: Eukaryota; Apicomplexa; Aconoidasida; Haemosporida; Plasmodiidae. The record is from RefSeq and is a predicted model, not a curated record. Gene Ontology annotation, molecular function: protein binding. The coding region runs from base 1 to 1827 and encodes 608 amino acids.
AUGAAACUAAAGUACUGCUGCUACGCAUUUUGCAUAAUCUCAAGUGUGACAUGCAUGAAAUGGCGGAACCACACGAGCGAUGUUUCCUUUGUGAAUUACGCUGACCAGCAUUUGGUAGUGACAAAGUGGAGGGGGAAAAGAAGGAAACGCAUUUGGCGCAGGUCCUACGAAAAUGGCAAAAGGAAGGAGGCGAACCUUUUUACGAGGCGCGCCGGGGAAGGGGCGGCCCCGCUGUGCAGCAGCAUGGGCGAGCAAGACGGAGAUGGCUCCACCUCCAGCUUGCGGCCCCCCGAAGCGGCCAAUCAAGGCGGCAACCAGGAUGAUAACCACGCCGCUAAUCAAGACGCUAGCCGGGACUCCCCCCCCGAUGGGGACAUUUUAAAAAGGAAGGGCGCAGAGAAAGAAGUGGAAAAAAGCGUGGUGCCGCUAAACAUGGACUGGGUGAAAGUGAUGAACCUGAUCUACGCCAGCAGAGACGUGGACGCGACGACGCUGGCCUUCAACGCGGCGAUGUCGGCAGUGGAAAAGAAGGGCUGCCUGAAGAGCAUGCUGGAGGUGUUCGAAAUAAUGAAAAAGAAAAACAUAAAACCAGAUUUGGUCUCCUACAAGCUGCUGCUCCGCCUGUGUGCCAAUUACCACCUGGGGGAGCACGCGGAAAUUUUAUUCGACGAGAUGGUAGAGACGGACAAGUUGACGCCCACGUACGAAAUUUACGCUCUCAUGAUUAGCUGCUUCGCCAAGGUGGGGGACGGGCACAGGGCCGUCGAAUUUGUGGAGAAGCUGCGCAGCGACCCCCUGGUGGGGGAAGUAAACAACUGGGGGGAGGCUGGCGGUGUUAGCGGAAGCGGAAGUGCUGAUGACCGCCAACACCCCGCGUGGAGGGACUCCUUUGCGGAGGAGGCCACCACGGAAGAAGGCGCAGAGGCGGAGGGAAGCACCUACACAAAUCAGUUCAAAGAAAUCACGAAGAAGAUCAAACACAUCGAAAGGGGGAGCAGCAAAAUACAGUACAGCGAAUACGCCAAUGUGAUCUUCGCAUGCAACAUGUCAAAUUUGCCUGAACAAGGAAUAAAAUAUUUUGAGGAAUUAUUAAACACAGGAAAGUACAUGCCCUCCACUCUUCUCCUGGAAAGUAUAUUUGACUUGUUAGCAAAAAAUGGAAAUUAUGAAAAGUGCCUCGAUUAUUACAAUAAGCUGAAGGAUGACCCGAAUUUUAAAAAAGCUAUCAAUGUGAAUAUCCUAAAUAACAUUUUGAAGGCAUUAAGUGUGCAAGGCAAAAUUAACAUCAUCGAGGAUUUGUGGAAAAAUGAAUUUGACGAAUUGAUGCUAACUCCAAAUGAAAUUUCCUACGGAUAUAUGUUGAAGGUGUAUAGCAUUGUGGAUGACUAUGAGAAAGCAUUCAAGCUAUUUAAAGAAAUGCAAAUGAAAAAAAUGUUAAGCAAUAAAAAUAUUAUUCCUUUUGUUUACACCAUUAAUGCCUUUAAAAAUUGCGGCAUUUAUAACUACGCCAUUUACGUGUUGAGGGUAGCCAAACUGUUGGGAGUAUCAUCGGAGGAUUUGCUAAAGCUUUACAAUGACGCCAUGGUGGCUUGUGUAAAUGCUAAAAAAUACGACGUGGUAAUUUCGCUUUACGCGGAACUUAUUACUAUGCAGGAGAAAGGCGCGCCGUCCCUCGAAAUCAGCAUCAGCACGCUCGGCUUCGUCCUCCUGGCCUUUAGGGAGCUGGACAUGCGCGAGGACUUUACAAAUUUGAAAAAUUUAAUCAUUCAGAAGAAUUACAAGUUGACUCCGCUGUGCGGCCAGUUGGUCAGUGAGCAGCCCCACUAG